Argiope bruennichi is the source of this 3458-nucleotide messenger RNA. RefSeq names its product reticulocalbin-2-like. Gene Ontology annotation, cellular component: endoplasmic reticulum. Lineage: Eukaryota; Metazoa; Arthropoda; Arachnida; Araneae; Araneidae. Bases 387 to 1376 code for a protein of 329 amino acids. Gene Ontology annotation, molecular function: calcium ion binding. The record is from RefSeq and is a predicted model, not a curated record. The transcript has 6 exons.
AAGAUCUUGACUGAGAGCCGAGCAUCUUUCUUUUCAAAAGCUGGCAAAGGUUUUAUGUCUUUUGGUACUUACUAAUGAACUCCUCUAUUCCGCACAGAAAGAGAUUUAUAUUGAGACUCCGGCCUUUUAGAUGGCUUGCUUGUAACUGUAACUCCUUAUCUGUCAGUGGAAUUAUUCAUUUGUUUUGGAUUUAAAAGGAUCUGAAAGAUCUGAAUUGUAAUCUUUUCUGUUGCUGUUUCCUAAUUUUUAAAUUUGCUGGAAUCCAUAUUCUAACACUAUAGUUAAACUUUAAAUCAUUGCGUUGUUAUUUCUCUAAAUCCAGUCUUUGUUUACACAUAUUUAUUUAUCAGUUAUUUUCAUUUUUACUGUGAACUUAUAAACCAUUGAUGUUGUCCAAAACCACAGCCUUGAUUUUUGUUCUUAGUUUUGUUGGGUGUGUACCUCAUACACAUAAAAACAAAGAGGGUAAUAAAGAAACUGUUGAACAUGGAUCGUAUGUUCCCCGCGACAGUGGUCAUUAUAAAGAGGGAAAACAUGACCAUGAAUUCGAUCAUGAAGCCGUGUUGGGGAGUCAUAAUGUAGCAGAAGAAUAUGAUCAUUUGCCUCCUGAGGAAGCCAAAAAACGGUUGUUUUCUUUGGCUUUGAAAAUGGAUGCCGAUGGAGAUAAAUAUGUCGAUAAAAAGGAACUGGUGAAUUGGGUUUUAAAAUCUUUUAAAAUGUUAACUGAAGAAGAAGCAUUAGAUGAGCUGGAAGAUGAAGAUGGAAAUGAGGAUGGGAAAGUAUCUUGGGAAGAACAUGUUGCUGAAACCUAUGGCAUGUAUGAUGAUGAUAUUGCUUUAAAUCAAGCAAGAGAUUCACCUGAAGAACUAGAAAUGCUGGAAAAUGAUAGAGAACUCUUUAAAGCAGCUGACCUCAAUGGAGAUAGGAAUUUAGAUAAAUCUGAGUACUCUGCUUUUUCUCACCCAGAAGAGUUUGAACGCAUGCAUCAGGUAGUAUAUGAACAGGCUAUGAGAAAGCGAGAUAAGAAUAAAGAUGGUUUUUUGAGCUUUGAAGAAUUUAUCGCUGACAACCAUGGCACUGCACCAGUUCCUACUACAGAACACUAUACUAUAGAAAAGGACAGAUUUAUUAAUGAAUUUGAUUUGAAUGGCGACAAGAAGUUGAGCAGAGAAGAAGUUUUGUUAUGGCUGAUUCCAAAUAAUGUUGAAACUGCAGAAAACGAGGCAGAUCAUUUGAUAGAAAGCUCAGAUUCAGAUAAGGAUGGGAAGCUUUCCAUACAAGAAAUUGUGGAUCACCAUGAAAUCUUUGUUGGUAGUGAAGCUACUGAAUUUGGUGAACAGCUACAACACCCUCAUAAAUAUAUUGAUGAACUCUGAGCUGUAAAGAACAUAGUAUUUUUUAUUUUUUUAUAUGUGCAUCAAUUAUAGAUAUGUUUCUCUGUGUGUAUUUUUAUGCAUUUAUAGAUAUAUUUUUUUUUUUUUGGCAUUUAUGAACUUUUAAAAGUAUUUUCUUAAUUGUGUGCUAAGAAUAUUUCUUGAAUAAAAAUUGAAGGAUCAGUAUUUCUAAUGAUAUAUUUUAAUGCUAUGCUUAGUUUUUUUAAUUGCAUAAUUUUUUAUUCAUUAUUUUGCUAUCAAGUAUUAUUUAGAUCUUAUUUAUAUUUUAACUUUUGACUUACAAAAGUAAUAAAAUUAGAUUGUGAAAUAAAUAGAUAUAACACUAAUUAUAAAGCAAAAUGAAUUUCAAAUGGAAAUUUAUUAUAAUUCAAACAGUAAAGAUUAUUAAAAAAUUGAGUUCAACUGCCCCCCCCCUUAAUUUGGGAUUUUUUUUAAAUAUAUUUUUCCUCAAAAUUGUGUUGAAUGUUAAUGUAACCAAGGAAGAGUAAUAUCUCAUAUACAACUUGUCUUUGCUUGGAUACACGUUUAUAAAACAAAAUCGUUUUGAAAGUAACAAAAAUUCUUUUCUGAAUUAAAUUGUAUUUACAAUAAUAUCUGGAUAUAUUUCAUCUCAUUUAAUAAAUUUAUAUUAAACUUCUUUUGCACAUUAAAGUAGUUUGUAAAAUGUAUCUUUUCACACACUGUUGCUGCCUUUUGACUGUUUCUUAAAAAGGGUUAUAUUUUUUGAGAAAUUCAUUUCGUCAUGUUUCAUGGUCUAAAUAUUUGUUAUAAAUUUAUGUAAUUUAAGUAAAUAGCAGUGAUUUUACUGAAUUUAUAUACUUUGAUUUUCAUUGAAUUUUGCUGCUUUUUUCCGAUGUCCUAAAGUAAAUUUUCUUUAAUGUGUGAUUCAGUUGUGCAUAUCUGUAUUAAGUCAUAGUCAAUAUAUACAUUUACUUUGUGCCAAAUUUUUUUAAAAAUAUGAAACUCAUUUUGGUGGUAAUGUACAAUUCAUAUAUGCAUUAAAAAAAUUCAUGUAUGUAUUAUAGAACACUCACAAUGCAUAGUUAGAAACAUUAUUUAUAGAAAAGUUAAUAUGCUUCCAGCAUUUCUUGGUAAUUGGACAUGUUUCUAUUCAUGUGAUUUGAAGAUUUAAUUUGUUGCAAUUUCAUAAAAUCAAGAACAAAAUACUAUUACUUAAAAUAGAUGUGAAUAAAUGCUAGUGGAAUAUUCUUGUUAUCACAUUUAUCUCACUUUGCUUACGUGCAUUUAUUUAUUUCUUAAUGGAUUGAAAUUGCUAUUAAGAUGUGCUAACUCAUUUUGCCUACAUAUUCUGUGAAUGAAUAGUUCCAUAAUUGUUUUGGAGAUUCGAUGAAAUAUAUUAAAUAUUGACAUGAAAAUUACUUUUUAAAAAUGAAUAAGAAAGAUCAUUGAUUAUUCUUUGUCUGUUUUGUAAUAUUAAUAAUCGGUUUUUUGUUAUUGUUAACAAUUAUGUUUCUUUAUUUAGAUUUUUUAAAAUUAAUUAUAGAAUAUUUUUAUUCUAUUUUUUUUAAAAUUUGCAGUCUAAUAUAUGUCCAUUUAGAGUGAAAUUAAUCAGUUUCCUGUUUCGCACAGUUGAUUGUUGUUUUUCGAAUAAUAUUUCAUUUCACAUGAAAGUAAUAAAUUUGUCAACAUUUUUUUAUUGAAUUGAAUUAUUUUUAAAUGUACCUUGUCAUUUUUUAAAAUUUUCGGAACUUUUCUUUGUUUAAUAUGUAAUCAAAGAUAAAAAAUAGAAAAUAUCAGAAAAAAAUCACAUCAUUUUUGAACAAGUGGCAUGCUUAAUAUUGUUUAUUAAAUAUUAGAAUGUUAAACCAAUCAAUCAAAUAGCAUUGUAUGCUAUCUCUCUGUUGCCAUGUAUCAAAAUGAUUUAACUGUAGUUGAAAAUUAAGUGAUCUGUAAAUGUAAUAUUAAUACUCAUAAUCUGUUCGGUUAUUGUGAUUGAUCAAAAAUGAGCAUUUGCAGAAAUUUAAGAUGAUGAAUAUCAUAAUUAUAAGUAAUUAUGAUUUCACCAUACUGUCUUUUUUUUAUUUUAUGCAUUAUUUAUAAUAU